Tremella mesenterica DSM 1558 is the source of this 1363-nucleotide messenger RNA. RefSeq lists its product as uncharacterized. Lineage: Eukaryota; Fungi; Basidiomycota; Tremellomycetes; Tremellales; Tremellaceae. Gene Ontology annotation, biological process: branched-chain amino acid biosynthetic process. The record is from RefSeq and is a predicted model, not a curated record. Gene Ontology annotation, molecular function: acetolactate synthase regulator activity. The coding region runs from base 20 to 1168 and encodes 382 amino acids. Gene Ontology annotation, cellular component: mitochondrial nucleoid; acetolactate synthase complex. The transcript has 5 exons.
GAUUAAGCUACCACACAUCAUGUCACAAAGACACGUAGCGGCCAUGCUGCGAAGGUCAAGACAGUUUAAACAGAUACGCUGGACUUCUUCUUCGCAGAGUGCCAACGCUCCUGCUUCGGGUCAACCGCCCACUCCACCAAAACCUAUCGAUGAUUCGACUUCUGCGCUUGAUUACAAAAUGCAUCGACCAGGUAGAAGACUACCUCAUCUUGUCAAUACUCACCCAAGGAACGUAUCUGCCGAAGAGGCCGUGACGAAUAUCUUGUACAACACACCUCCCCCCAGUACGGAGCCGUAUAAGCGACAUCGUCUUAAUUGUUUGGUACAAAAUGAACCUGGUGUUUUAUCUCGUGUAUCCGGUAUUCUCGCUGGAAGAGGUUUCAACAUUGAUUCUUUGGUAGUAUGUCAAACAGAAAUCCGAGAUUUAUCACGUAUGUGUAUAGUACUCAAAGGUCAAGAUGGUGUAAUCGAACAAGCUCGUCGUCAAUUAGAAGAUUUAGUACCCGUUUGGGCAGUUUUAGAUUAUACAAACACUAAUUGUGUUGAAAGAGAAUUACUUCUUGCAAAAGUAUCAAUCUUAGGACCUGAUUAUGCGGAUUUAAAUCCAAUUUCACAUUUACCGAAAUCAUUCGAAUCUUCUAUACAAAAUCCUACUCCACCUUCUUUCGUUUCUUCUUCUCCUUCUUCUUCUUUUUCUUCCACUUUUCAAAACGUAAAUUCUACAGAAGCGAAAGUUCAAGCAGAACAAGCUUUGGCUAGAUCUUUCGAAAGUGCUGCUGAACAAUUUUAUCCUUCUGUCAAUAGUGGUGGUGGUGGUGGAGAUGGUACGACAGGAGGAGGACAUUUAUAUCCUUCUCGUCAAAGGGGUCAAACUGCUACAGAAGCUUUGAUAGCUAAAAACCUUCAUUUUAGCGCUAUCAAAAACCUCGCUAUGCAUUUCGGUGGUAAGGUUGUGGAUAUGGGAGAAGAUAAUUGUAUUGUUGAAUUGGUUGCGAAGAGUAGAAGGAUUGACGCUUUUUUAUCUCUCAUGAGACCUUUUGGGGUUUUGGAAGCUGCUAGAUCCGGCGUUAUGGUCCUCCCUCGAACUCCUAUUCCCAAAUACGGAGAAGAAGAUGAUAUACCCGAUACUCCAGGGGAGAUUGACGCUUCGAUGCUUCCUCCCGGUUAAAACGUUUCUCUAUCUCAACCGACUAAAUCUCUAAUCUCCUAUCGUCUGUGAAAUUCCAAAAUGUGCGACAUCCACUUUCGGCUGAACAAAAACGAAUCACUUCAAUCUUCGAUCUCAACUGCCUGAGACGAUGGGAUGAGAUGGGGAAAUUGUCAGAUGAAAACUUUGGUAAUUGAUGCAUCUAAUACCCCAAUG